CGCGUCGUCGAUCUAUCCGUUAACCCUAAUCUCUCUCUCUCUCUCUCUCACCUCCCAUCCAUCCCUCUUCUUUCUCUGCAAUUCCUCCGCUCAUCUCAAAUUAGGCGAAUUCACACCUCCUGUUAUUCAAAGAUUUCCUUAAUCUCUUCGUCAAAUUCACCUACCAUGGGGAAACUUAUAUGUGAUUCUACGACGUCGUCUCCGGUUAUCCCAUGGAAAGACCCCACCGCCACCGCCGCCCCCGCCCCAUCACCCAUCACCGCCGUCGAUCUCUCCGACCAGAUCCUCACCACCACAUGGGAUGACGUGUCAGGACUCGAAGACCAACAGAAACGACACCUACAACGCCUCCACACCAAAGGAGUCCUCUGGAAGAAUCAAGAACAGGCGGUGGUGUUCCGGCUUAGCCACGGUGGAGAUGUCGAGGCCGACGGAAACUGCUUGUUCACCGCGUCUCAAAAGGCGAUGAAUCUGAAGGAGAUCAACGCUACAGAUCUACGACGGAGGGCGGUGCGACGGUUUCUUGAAGAUCUUGGAUCUGAUAGAGAAGAUGUCGAUGCGGCGAUUAGACAUAUGUAUGCUCCAGAUCUGAGAUCUGGUUGGGGGAUUCAUGUUGUUCAAGAAGUCAAAUUACUCGCCAAGAAAGUAGAUCGACAGAGUCUUGAUUCAGCGAUCGAUGAGCUCGUUAGUCUCGGUAUGCAGAGAGAAUUGGCUGCAGAGUCUAUUUAUAAAGAGAGAUGUAUUGCUGUGGAGAAUGGUGAAACCUGGGGCAAGUACAUGUUGAUAUCUGGGUCUCCAGAUGAUGAGUAUAACAUCAUAACUUUGCAGUACACAGAGGAAGGUUUAUUGACUGUGGAUGAGAACAGAGAAGGCCAUGCUGCAGCUUUUGGAGAUGAUAUAGCAAUCGAAUGUAUUGCUACUGAAUUCAAAAGAGAAAUCUAUGUGCUGCAGGCGCACGGAUCAGAUGCGAUGGUCGACGAAGAUAAUUGUGUGUUUUUCCUUCCGCAUCGUCCAAGGAGUGAAAUUUGUGGACCGCCAUUCUUUCUGUUCAUGAAAGGAACAGGUUGGUGUGGAGCAGGGGCUGAUCACUAUGAGCCCCUAAUUGCUCAUUCGUCUUCAGUGAUUUCCCAUGAGAAAGUUGCAAUGGUUCUUUGAGAGGUUUUGCAGCAGUUUUGGGUUGGGAUUAGGAGGGGGAGGAUAAUAGGAGGAGGCAUUCUUUUCCAAAUUUUUUGUUUCGGCUUAUUAGAAGAAGAUUGAAUGAAAAUUUUGUUAAGUGUAGUGGUUUAUUGGGCGGCUGUUAUUGUUGUUGUUCAGGGGUAUAGAGUUAAUUGUUGGUCCCGAGGGUUAGUUUUUUUUUUUUUUUUGUAUUGUUUGGUAUCAUUGAUCAGCAGGAAUUGUGCCUGUUUGUUUCUUGUGCCAUAUUUUUUCAUUAUAUGGCUUCUCCUUCUUCAACUGUUAUUUCAUUCUCUCUUUUUCUGC
Helianthus annuus (common sunflower) is the source of this 1479-nucleotide messenger RNA. RefSeq lists its product as uncharacterized. Lineage: Eukaryota; Viridiplantae; Streptophyta; Magnoliopsida; Asterales; Asteraceae. The transcript is spliced from 4 exons. The coding region runs from base 166 to 1155 and encodes 329 amino acids. The record is from RefSeq and is a predicted model, not a curated record.